CUACUGACUUUCCUAAUAAGGAAUUUGAACUGUCUGCAGCUGCAACAGCCAACAAGCGUUGUCUAACGUCACGCAGAGUUAGAAAACUGAAAUUCAACCAACAAUCUCUUCCUUGUCCAUUUAGUCAUUUUGAUCAUUUCUUCAGAGAAUGUCGUCCACCUCACAGAAGCAUCGUAACUUUGUAGCUGAGCCUAUGGGAGAAAAAGCUGUUACAGAUCUUGCUGGUAUUGGAGGAGUGCUAGGAGAUCGUUUAGAAAAGAAAGGCUUUGAUAAGGCAUCUGUUGUAUUGGGACAAUUCCUGGUCUUAAAGAAGAACAAAGAACUUUUCGUGGAUUGGCUCAAAGACACAGCUGGAGCCAACGCCAAACAAGCAGGAGAUUGUCACCAAUGUUUGUCAGAUUGGUGUGAUGAGUUUUUGUAAUCUUUUACCAUUGAUGUUGAUUGGGUGUUUAUCUGCUAUCAGUCUCAAUUCACCACCACCUAUCGUAAAUACUUCCAGCACACACAGCAUACUCUUAAAACUUUUAAUACCUGCUCGCCGCUGCCUUGGUGGAAGGGCACUGCAUCGUAUAUAUUUUAAUUACGCAUGUAUGUAUGUCCCCAUGAAAUUAACAUACAAGUUAUAUUCUGGAAAACCAGCCAUUAGUGGUUCUUCUAAAUGAAAAUCAAAAUAUAAUUAGUUCAAUGUG
Messenger RNA from Daphnia pulicaria, 689 nucleotides. RefSeq names its product barrier-to-autointegration factor-like (gene baf). The coding region runs from base 149 to 421 and encodes 90 amino acids. The record is from RefSeq and is a predicted model, not a curated record. NCBI's taxonomy places the organism in Eukaryota, Metazoa, Arthropoda, Branchiopoda, Diplostraca, Daphniidae. Gene Ontology annotation, molecular function: DNA binding. The transcript is spliced from 3 exons.